Malania oleifera is the source of this 2044-nucleotide messenger RNA. Its product is annotated as argininosuccinate lyase, chloroplastic. Lineage: Eukaryota; Viridiplantae; Streptophyta; Magnoliopsida; Santalales; Ximeniaceae. Gene Ontology annotation, molecular function: argininosuccinate lyase activity. The coding region runs from base 172 to 1746 and encodes 524 amino acids. The transcript has 7 exons. The record is from RefSeq and is a predicted model, not a curated record. Gene Ontology annotation, cellular component: cytosol.
UGACCUAAUUUGUCCCAUUUUAUAGAGUAGGAGUGCAGUGCGACUGUAUUUUCAUAAUUCUGCUUUUAAAUAGGGUCCUCUUCCGUUGGAAUUCAGUGUUUCAGUGACUUCAGUCUCUGCCUGCACAUUCUUCUCCUUCAUUCAGCCGUCGUCGAGAGAGUGUCGGCGCAAAUGCUGUCCUUGCCUUCUUCCUCCUCCACACUCCCUCUCUUCUCUCAGGUACCCUCCUUGUCCAACAACCUCACUCCCACUCCCCCUGCUUCCCUCUCCUUAAGCACUCCCAGGCGGUUGGGCUCCGCGCCGGCGGCCAUGGAAGCCUCCCACGCCGGCCUUCCAUCUGACCCUCCCAAAGAGGCCAAGCUCUGGGGCGGUCGAUUCGAAAAGAGCGUCACCGACGCCGUCGAGAAGUUCACCGAGUCCAUCUCCUACGACAAGGCCCUCUACAAGCACGACAUCAUGGGCAGCCGAGCUCACGCCUCUAUGCUUGCUCGUCAGGGAUUGAUGAGUGCGAGCGACAGGGAUUGUAUAUUGGGAGGGCUCGAUGAGGUUGAGAGGCGCAUUGAAGCUGGGGAGUUUGUGUGGAGGACUGAUAGAGAGGACGUGCAUAUGAACAUUGAGGCGGCGCUCACUGAUUUGAUUGGCGAGCCUGCGAAGAAGCUUCACACGGCGAGAAGUCGGAAUGAUCAAGUUUUGACGGAUUUUCGACUGUGGUGUCGCGAUGCUAUUGAUGCGAUUGUUGCGCGCAUUAAGAACCUCCAGGUUGUGCUGGUGACCUUGGCUGUAAAUAAUGAGGGCCUGAUUGUCCCUGGUUAUACUCAUCUACAAAGAGCACAACCUGUUCUGCUGCAACAUAAUCUCUUGGCAUACAUUGAGCAGCUUGAACGUGAUGCUGGUCGUUUACUAGAUUGCAAAGUUAGGCUGAAUUUCUGCCCUCUGGGUGCAUGUGCGUUGGCUGGCACUGGCCUUCCUAUUGAUAGGUUUAUGACUUCUGAAGCUUUAGGAUUCACUGCUCCCUUGAGGAACAGCAUUGAUGCAGUUUCAGACCGUGAUUUUGCCUUGGAGUUUCUUUCUGCUAAUUCUAUCAUAGCCAUUCAUCUUUCUCGGCUUGGCGAAGAAUGGGUAUUGUGGGCUUCAGAGGAGUUUGGAUUUCUCACUCCUAGUGAUUCUGUUUCAACUGGAAGUAGCAUAAUGCCUCAGAAGAAAAACCCAGAUCCAAUGGAACUUGUUCGUGGAAAAUCUGCUAGAGUUGUGGGGGAUCUCACAACCCUUCUCCUACUGUGCAAAGGACUUCCUCUGGCUUAUAAUCGUGAUUUGCAGGAAGAUAAGGAGCCUGUAUUUGACAGUGUCAAGACAGUGGUAGGGAUGCUUGAAGUGUCCGCAGAGUUUGCUCAGAACAUUACUUUUAACCGGGAGAGAAUACAGAAGGCUUUGCCUGCCGGUCAUCUUGAUGCCACAACACUAGCAGAUUAUCUUGUGAUUAAGGGAGUACCUUUCAGGACUGGUCAUGACAUAGUUGGAAGGUCUGUAGCUUUGUGCGUCUCAAAGAACUGCCAGCUCCAGGACCUUAGUCUUGAUGAGCUGAAGAGUGUAAGUUCUGUGUUCGAUGAGGAUGUAUAUGAGUUCCUUGGAGUAGAUAAUGCUGUCAAGAAAUUCUGUUCCUAUGGUUCCACUGGUUCAGAGUGUGUUGCCAAUCAACUUGACUACUGGAUUGCUAAGCUUGAUCUCAACACAGAGAAACAUCACUGAAAAAAUGCUGAUGCCAUUAGUUACUUAAGAUCGAAUACCUGCCAUAUUCAAGAAGCAAUAGAUUUAUGGGAACUUGGGAAUGGUGAUGGGCAAAGCUCAGAUGGAGAACUUGGAACGGGUGAACGUGGUUGACAUUAAAGGUUCCAAAAUUAUCGUCAGUUCCCAAUUUUUCUAGACGUUAACGUCAUAUUUAUUUUUGGCAAUUGUGUACUGUACAGAGGAGUACCCUGAGUGGACUCCAUUCUGGGAUUGCUCAAAACAUUGUUUUUGGUAAAUAAAUGAGGUUUUGUGGUGUUUC